This is a messenger RNA of Diprion similis, 5534 nucleotides long. RefSeq lists its product as uncharacterized. The record is from RefSeq and is a predicted model, not a curated record. Lineage: Eukaryota; Metazoa; Arthropoda; Insecta; Hymenoptera; Diprionidae.
CGAUGUAGUGCUUCAUCCCUAAGAAUAUUACUUGGCUCGUUGCUUUAAGAACAAUGCAGACCUCAAAUAAUUCAUGUCAUUUUUACCAAUCGCUGCCCGUUCAUUCGAACAUUCGAUUGGCAAUUUUUGCAGAUGAUCCAUAAUUCUUGAGUAUGGAGAAUAUCGUGCGUAGUAAUUUAUUGCCUUGGAAGAAAUGCAAUUUCGACUAUCUGAAGGCAAUGGGAUGGAAAGAAAUUGAACAAGAGCAGUCAUCAGAAUUCAAAAGCAGUAAACAAAGAAGAAGAAAUUGAGAACCAUUUGUUAUCGUCGUUUUUACUUGUUUGAAUUAAUUUCAACUCUGUGGGAAGAACGAUUAGAUCCAAUAAUGAAUACCUUAGCGGUAAAUGAGAAAGCUAAGAAAACUUUCAGUCCCAAGCAUAUUUUAUUGACCUUAAAAAAAAAUCCCGGACAUUCCCACAUGUGCGCAGUUAUUAGUCCUAUUGAUAAAAACCAAGAUGCGAAAGUAUCUGUUGGAAAAUUACGCAAAAUGAAAAAGAACAUUUGUGAGUCAGUUAGCAAAAAUGUCCGCAGUAUUGUACUCAAGGAUGUGGGCAAUUUGGAUAAAUCAAACAUAGCCGACCUAUCGUUACCGAAAAUAACUCAAAUUUUUCGAAGUAACAAGACAUUGCCAAACAUGGAGCAAAGUUUUGCAGUUGACAAGGGUCUGUUUACCGAAUCACAAUUCCUCCACAAAUGUACGAAUAUGUUACACGAGCAGCGAAGAUUGGACAUUUUUUUCAAUAAAUCAGUGAAGAUAAAUACGAACGACUCAAAGAGUAGGACUCUAGAAUUAUCUCUGAACAAACAUAGUAGAUUCAUUCCUAAUAUUUUGAAGAGUACAAAAAUUAUUGAUGGUACUUUCAGCAGUAUUACCGAUCCAACCGAGUCUGAUAAUGCAAGCGUUACGAAAUGUAAUGAAGCUAGUGAACAUGGUGUAGAUAAACUAUUAAAAAAAAGAAAGAGGAAGCAGGUGCUGAGGCCGCUAAAUUUAAAACGUCACCAUUCAAAAAUAAACCAAACCUUAUCAAGAAAAAAAAAAAUCAAGCGAUGUGUGCCAGAUUUUUGUAAUAAUCACAAUUUAACUGAAGAUAGUAACUCCGCAAAUUCUGAUGUAAAUCCAACAAGCAUAUCAGAGCAAGAUGGAGAAGAACCAAAAAAAGGACAUUCAGGGAUUUCAGAAGAACUAAUGCCGGACUCUAUCGACUGUGAAGAGCUUCAUACAGCUGAUCUGGAAGUUCUAUGUAAGACUGAAAAUUUGUCUGAUGACAGUGAUGGUGCGAGUACCCAUUUUGAUCAAUCGGUUGAGAAGAUCUUUGAAGAAUUCAAAGAACCAGAUUAUAAAAAUUACAUUGCUUCCGAAGAUCUUCAUUUCGAUAUUGAUGAAAUGGAUAAAUUGCUGAGUUCUGACAUAAAUAGCUUGCUAUUAGAAUCGGCAGCCAUUGUACAACCAAGUACAAAUAUAGUGGAAUACGAUGUAAAUGGUAAUGAUAUUGUUAGACACUGCAGAGAAUUUGAAAAUGGAUAUAAUAAAACAGCGCAGGCACAGGACAGCAGUCGUAAAAUUACACAGUGUUAUAACAAUAAGUUUGAGAUGCCAAUUAAUACAUUCACAAGAAUGAUACAUUCUGAUAACUUGGAUGAUAGUUGUUCUAACACUUUUGACCGUGAUUGGGAUAUUGAAUUUCCUCAGAUAGAUUUAUGGUGGAAUGAGUUGGAGGAUCGUUAUACCAGCGAUGAUUUUCAAGGAUUUCAACAGACUCUUGACAAGUCGACAUUCUCUACGUACAUUGGUUCUGACAAUGAGCCUGAAAGUGGUGAACUCAAUUACACCAAGAGUUCGAAUGUUACUUUACCAAUAACUGAUGAGUUCAAUAGCUCUGCAAUUUCACUGGUUGUUAGUAACGAGGUUCCCGAUAACGUUUUCAGCGACGAAUUUAAUGAACCGUCUUUAGACAGUUUGCAAUCUGAUGACGACAGGUUGAAGAAACUCUUGGAUUCCAAUUGUAACGUUGGGAAAUACCACCUAAAUGCUAGUCGUAACAGUGAAUAUAAUAAUUGCGUUUCUCUGGAUUUCGAUACAAAUUGUGAACUGUUCAAAAGUGGGAAUUACUUGGUAGACAAGAAACUGAACACUGAUUUACUGGAGGAAGGAAUCUACAACGAUUUUAAUGCAUUAUUUGAUUUUAACGACCAGUUUCUUGAUGAUGAGAAGUGUGACAUGAAUGGAUUGGAUAUUCAAAAUGGUAACAUUGAAGUUUCACAAUCUAUGAAACUAGGCGAUACAUUUCUAAAUUCUUUGCGGUCUGUUUCGGAUGUUCCACCACAGUCCUGUACAUUUAAUGAUCUUCACAACGGUCUGAGUUUGGACCUCGAAAAAGAGUUUCAUGCUAAUAGUAUUUUAAUAUCUAACUAUCACAAUUCUUGGAAUAAUGACACUGAGUUUGAGAAACUUGUUCAGAUAAAAGCAAAAAAUACUGAGACAACUGAUUACGAUAUCGAGUCGUCAUGCUUGAAGGCCUCAGAAAAUGAACACUCUGCGUUCCAAAAUGUCGUUCAAACUGAAAUGCUUACACGUUGCCUUGAAACCGAGCAUCUGGAUUGUACUGAUUCGGUAUUAGGAAAUAUAUUGUCGAGAAGAAAGAGGGCGCGUCCCUCAACCUGCGAUGCCAAAGUCAUUGAUACUGAUACUAUGCAAUCGUGUAGUCGAUGCUCACCACUAUGGAUGAUUAGGAAAAGAAAUCUGAACAAAUUAAGUACGUCGAAAUUGGAAAGCUUAGCACAUGGUGCAGACAAUUGUUUGGAUUUUCUGCCAUUGAUAUCACUUAGAAGUGUUUCGGAAAUCUCUUGUAAAGAUACACAGUCUUUUAAAAGUGGGAAAAAUUAUAAAGACAUCCAUCGAUUACCACUGGAAAAUAACUCAGACGUUAGCAUCUUCGAUUCCGCAAAAAGGUUCUACAGCAAAAUGUCUGGCACUCAAACCUGCACAAAUGCAUCACACUUCAACUUCACUCAGGAAUCAAAUGUGACUUAUCGACACUUUGUACCCAAUUUAAACGAGUCUCUCCACCAAAAAGAUCAAGGUCAAUCAAUGACGUGUAAACUAUCUUCUUUAGAGAAACUUGGAUCAACGCACGAGCUUAUUACUAAUUUGGAAAAACCAAGUGAAGUGGGAAAGGGUAGGUACCGUUAUAGCAGGGGUCGGUUUUUGCAAUACUUACAAGCUGUGAAGAAUAGUUCUAAAAGGAAAAGUAAUAAGCAGAUACGUAACACUGCACGAAUGCCUUGCCCCUACUGCGAUAAAACAUACAAAUCAGAUGUGACCUUGGAUAACCAUGUGAAGGAUAUUCAUCGUUAUCGACCAUCCCAGUUUAUUUACAAGGACAAAAAAUACAUUUGCAACAAGUGCUCAAAGGAAUAUGUCAUGUCUACAGCCAUAGAGAAACACUUCAAACUGCACGAGGAUUAUAGUUUGACCUGCAGGCAAUGCCAAGAACAUUUCUCUGAGAAAAAAUUUCUGAUGCGCCACAUAAAUAAAUACCAUUUGAUUCAAGAAUUCCACUGUAGCUCUUGUAACCGGAAAUUUACUAGGAGAAAAGAGUACACACAACACUUGAACGAAUGCGAAGGUUGUGAAGAUUCUUCUUCCUAAACGUUCACGUCUAAUACCUCACACACGACCGGAAAGGUUAGUGGUGGAUCCCAAUCAUCGUUAACUUAGGUUUACAACUGUACUUUAAUUGUCCUCUGUAGUUCUUAUGUAUGUCAGAUUCCACAGCAUAAAUUGUUAUAUUUUAAAAUGGGCUUAGACAUCGUCUUGUCAUAAGUACCUUCGAAAGGUCAAUGUGAUAUUGAAAUCCAAAGAGCAAAGAACGUGUAACCUAAAGUACAAAUCGAGCACAAGAAGAUGUUUUUCUGAUUGUACAAAUAACAGAAACAUGCAAGCAUGUUUCUCAUAUCCUAUAGAAAAUCAUUGUUUUUGUUCUUGAGACGAAUAAUUUUUAAUUUGAUAUCAGAUAGAUUUCAUAAGUUGUGUUACUGCCCAGUAUUGAAACCCAAGGCUCAAUGGUCAAAUAUAUUAUUACGAAAUUUCUCGUUAUUAAGAAACUUAAUUGGUAUAAAACGUUUGUUAGAUUUGAUAAGAUUACAGUUUGUUAAAAAAAAUGUUCACCUAUAAUCACAAUGUAUUACCAGAACUUGUUGACGAAAAAGGUGGAGAGUCUUGGACACUUUGAGGUAUUUAAACUGAGUGUCAAAUCUACAGCUUUGGGUAUUUUUUUUACAAGUUCUGAAAAGUUCUGUGAUUAAUACCUUUCUCAAAAAGGCUGAAAUUUCCUUGGCUAAGCUUUUCUAGUGUUUAAUGAAUGGUGAAUAAUCUUUUUCAACUGAAAGAAUAUAAAUCACUGACUGUAUGUGAUUAAAAAAUCCCUGGAGGAUUGCAACAGUAUUCAUUGUUGAAUAAGUAGGUAUAUCGUUUAUAGAAAAUUAACAUUAGUCGGAAGAUUCUCAUAUUAAGUACCAUUAAAAAAGAGAAAUUUAUAAUAUUAUGUCUGGCACAUUUUCUUAAUUAGAAAUUGUCAAUUUUAUGAUAUAGUAACCGUACUGAUUUUUGUAUGCAUCAAAUUUUCUGUUUUUCUUCUUGGGACUGUUCAAAGUAUUUGAACAGUUCAACUCAAACUACGGCACAGUUAAUUUAUAAACUGAUAAGAUAUGGGAAGGAAUUUAAAAAUAUUUAACACAACUAAAUUUAACGUGAAACCAUAUUUCCAAUUUUGAACAGAAGUAGAGGUUGCCGAAAAAAUACUUUGAAGCUGGGCAAGAUGUCUUGUAGUGAAGCACGCCAUCGGUUACAUAUUCUACAUGUGGUUAGUUAUUACAAAAAUUGAUAACCACAUCGUCAAAAAGUAGCUUCAUCUGUAAUAUGAAGUACUCCAUAAAAAAAAAAAAAAAAAAAAAACAGACAGCCAUCCACAAAACAAAUUAAUCAGUGUGUAUAUUGUUUAUUAAUAUAAAUUCCAUUAUAAAAUGCGGAGCCAAUAUAAUAACAUUCCAUUGGAAAAUGUAUAAAUUUGGUCAUCUUUUAAUGCUGAUUUCUUAGUCAAUAUUCUACAUGCAUAAAAUUUGUACUAUUGCUUCGCAAUACACUAAUUACUUAGUCUUUCAAUUUUUUAGUAUAAUCUUAAAAUAUAAUAGGAUAUGUCAGGAUGCUAAUAAAUUUCGAAUUCUUUUUAACUGCUACUUGAAGUUCUGACGAAUAUAGACAAUAUACCUGUUUUUUCUUUUUAUCAAUAGCAAUAAUGCAUUUUGUAAGUAAUAAUACUUAUGUAUCGGUUAUAUCAUUUUGUUCUUUAAGUUCAAGGAUUUUGAAUGUAGUGUACUAUACUUCCGUGAAUACCACCAAUACUUCAUAUUUUAACAUUUGGAUUUCAUUUUAAUACUUUUAUUAAUCAACAUUUUUUGACACUGAAGUUUGUUUUCAAGUUAUUUGAUUUUUUAGG